UCGGGGUUGGAUGAUACCAGCCAUUUGUUAUCCUGAAACUGUCCUUGGCUGGGUGUUUGUUUUCGUAAUGUUGCGAGCUCAUAUAUAUCGGUGUGGGGAUUGAAGACUGGUGUUAUUUAUGCCCAGUGUCUUCGCUUGGUUCUGUGACUGUACCACAACUUCACAAAAGAGAAACGAACGAACCGUUUGUUUUUUUUUUAACUAUGGUUACUCUUAGGGUGAUUCUGGCUCCUUUAGCCAUGCACCUGAGGAGAAGCGUAACAGCUCAUCGAUGGACGCCCGUGAGGAAGUGUAGUUUGGCUGGAUGUUCCUACAAACUCAGGCAUCAACUGCACCCUAUGUGGCAGUCCCCACUCUCAAUUCCUGGUGGAAGGCGUCAGUCUCCCAUCAACAUCACCCUGCGGGAUAGCCUGCAUGACCCCCACCUCAAGCCACUGAAGAUCCGCUAUGACCCCAACACCUGCACACAGAUCUGGAACAAUGGUUACUCCUUCCUGGUGGAGUUUGAUGACUCCACAGACAAAUCAACUUUGAGUGGCGGUCCUCUGCUGAACCAGUACAGGCUGUGCCAGUUCCAUUUCCACUGGGGCGAGAGCAAUGCUGUGGGCUCCGAACACACUAUUGACGGCACACUCUUCCCUGCUGAGCUCCAUUUAGUACACUGGAAUUCAAGCAAAUACAAAAGCUUUGAAGAAGCUGUAAUGGAGGGUGAUGGGCUAGCAGUGGUAGCAGUGUUUUUAAAGAUUGGAAAAAGACAUGAAGGACUGCAGAAGCUGGUGGAUGCCCUGCCUGCUGUGAGACACAAGGAUAGCGUUGUCGAGUUUACCAGCUUUAACCCCAGCUGUUUGCUGCCCACUUGUCUGGAUUACUGGACUUACUCCGGCUCGCUGACCACCCCGCCUUUGACAGAGUCUGUCGCCUGGAUCAUCAAGAAGAGGCCAGUAGAAGUCGGCCAUGAUCAGUUGGCUGUAUUCCGCAGCCUGCUCUUCACAUCUGCUGACGAGGAAGAGCAGAAGAGCAUGGUGAACAACUUCCGCUUGCAACAGCCGCUCAUGAACCGCACUGUACGCUCCUCCUUCUCCCCCUUCCUGGGCAGCAUGGAGCCCCAGCCCCAAACCAAGCAGUGACCACAGAGUCUCUUUAGGUCUGCUCCGGCUGGGCCGAGGAAUUCUGUUCUGUUCUUUCUUUUUAACCCUUUAAGGACCGAUAACACAGGAGAGUUAAGGUGGUGGAAGCUUGAUAUGUCACUGUAUUUUUUUUCAAAGAGAAACGGUAGUUGGUUCAGAUUUUGUGAAUUAAAUAUUCGCUGACGUAUGCAAUCAAGAUGAAAUGGUUUUUCUGCCUUUUUUUUUUUUUUGUGGGAUAUCAAGUUUUGUUUUUUUCCCCACACACAAAUAGAAUAUUAUGUAAGAACAUAGCUGGCACUUUGCAUAUUGGUAAAUUUAGGUUUUUAAAUCGGUUUAGUUCAUGUAGAUUUUGGUGGAGUGGAGUUUCCUUUUUUUGCCUAAGUCUAAAGAUGUAUCUUAUCAGCUAGUAUACUAUCCAAUGUUUUCUGCAGUUAGGGUGUUGUAAUCAUUUCUCCUGGACACUGAUCAAAGCUUUACAGAUAUAUUAUUGUAUAUACACUGUGGUUAAAUAAUACAGUAACUGAAGUUGGUGAGUUCUAUUUAUGUAGUCACCAAGAACGUAUGGAGUAAGUGAUUACAUACAUAUUAAGUUGGCAACUCCUAACACUUAACCUGAUUUGUAUUCUGGGUAAAGCAAUACAGCAGAAAUAUUCAGUUAACUUCUUGGUUACGGCUGAGAAAUUAUAAUGAGUAGAUGUAGUUGAUUUUUUUUUUUCUUUUUUUUUCUGUAACCUGCAAGUAUUAAUUCAGUUUUGAAGCAUUCCUUACUGUUACAAUCCGCUGGUCGUACAGGGCACUUUUUAAAUGUAAGAAACAUAGAUGCACCAAUACUGAGCUCUUACAGCACAGACUUAGUUCUUUGCUUCUUAAUAGUGCAACAUUGGGUUAAUAAAAAUCUUCAACAUGGAGCCUUUUUUAAUGAAGUUAAACCUAAACAAAGUCACAAAGACAAACAUUUUCAGUAUCUUCAAUGGUUAACUGAAAUGUUUGUCUGAUUGACAUAGUUUUAACUUUUUUUUUUUUUUUUUAGAUCAAUUUAAAUUAGGCCAUCAAUAACUUUAACCUUAAUACCUUCACCAUUUGCCUUACAAAUUAGGCAAAUAUCCAUUGGGAGACUUUUAAACAGCUCCGAUAUUUAGAUCAAUAUAAUAGUCCAUGUAACAUUGUCAAGAUAGCAAAAAUGAGAAAUUAUGAGCACUGUCUUUUGGUGUAUCCAGAAAGGUGUAGUUAAAUAUUUGUACUGUCUAUUUGUAAGGUGUUUUGUGCCACAAAAUGUGUCACAAAAAUGCUGUCAAGCCUCUGGGUUAUUAUGGGUCAUUCCAGAACCACGAAUUAAAACUGCCUUAUGAACUUCACAUGUGCCGAGAGAUCAAGUAACUGAGUUUUAAUGCUGGAUCCCUGCUUUUUGAUGACAAAGGGAAGCACUUGCAUCACAAUCCCCAGCAUCAGAGAUGUAAGGUUUUAAAACAACAGCAUAGCUCAAACCUGUUAGAUAUACUGUAAACUUGCUUACUUUAAAGUAGGUCAAGAAGAGAUUUUCUGUUACAUAAUGCCCAAGUAGUUUUUAAUUGAAUGAACAUUUAAUGCAUUCAUUCAUGAUUUAAGUAUUUUUAAUCUGUGGCAAGGAAAUGUCAUUUUUUCUAGGAUAUUUUUAUCUAUCAAAAAAAAGUAACUGGCUAAAUUUUCAAAUAAGGAGGAUUGUACAAAGUAUAAAAUCCACAAACUUACCCCUCAAAUUGCCAACUUAGUGUUCCAGGAAUUCUAGAGCUGAUAAUUCUCUUGCCAGGAGGCCUUAUGUUCGUUUAAUUUUUACUGACUAUAGCUUUCAGUCCACACUGCAUUUUGUUUUUUGUUUUUGUUUUUCUAAUUGACCCCAUAAAAAACAUGCCUUUUAUGGGGUCAUUUAAUUUAAGGUAAGCAUGGGAUAUUUUAAUGUGUUGCCAUAUUCCUUCUGACAACUUUUGAGAGGUGUCUAGGCAAAUGGAGACUGAGUUUGUCCGUAGCAGCAGCAUUGAAGAGACUUGUUUUGAAGUACAAUGGAUACCCGUUGGCUCCAGCUUUAAUUAAUAACAACUUUCUAUUACAAUACAGCAUUUCUUCUGACAGUGGCAGAAUAUUCAAGUUUUCAGAAGACGUCUGUCUUUAUUUUAAUAAUGCUCACAAGAAGGGAAUGUGGACUGUAGACUGUUCUGGGGGAAUAUUGCCAUCCUGCUAGAUACAUUGCACCUAUUAUUCUUUCUUAUGAUGGCAGUUGCAAGCAGGUUAACUAAUGUAAAUGGUCAUCGCUCUGAUAAACUGCAAGCCCGAGAUCAAAUUAUUAGAAGUCUACCAUAUCUUGGGUAAAUUAAUAGUUGGCUAGUCCAAGACUAGUGUUAAUCGGGGUCUCUGAAACUAGCCAUAUGAGUUUGCAAAGUAUUUUAGAUUCUAGUCUCCGCAGGAUUAAUUUUAGAUAGAUUGCCAUUUUGAUUGAAAGUAAUCCAAUUAAAUACAAAGGCACAUUGUUAAAUCGGUUUUAAUGAGAUAUGGCCAAGGUCCAUGGGGAGCAUUUGGGCACACAUGCUCUUUUAAAUGAUUUCCAUAAUGCCAAACCUUGAUAAAGUAACAAUACAGGAAUUGCACAUUAAAGGAGAGGAGAUAAUACAGCUACACGUGGAACCUACAAUUAUAGGCUUAUGUACUUGGAUUGUCGAGCACUCUCUCAUGUGCUUAAAGUGUAAAGCUUUAAACAUGUUCUCUGAGCUUUAGGGUUUGUCUGUGUAAUUGUACAUUUUAGGAAUGUACCUCAAUCAUAGACCUGUAAAUAAAUAUACUGUAAUUUUAGACAUUUUAACAUAUAUAUUUUUUGUUUUUUCUUCUAAAAAAUCAUAACUGUUUUAAGCACAUUUUGGUUUGCUAUUUUGGGAUGUGGUAGGUGUUCAAUUUUAUCUAGAGGGUAAUUUUACAACCCGUGCUGGGGAUUAGAGCUACUAUAAAGUGAAAGUCUUUAUUGUUGCAUUGGAAUACUUUUUAUAGUGCAAUUCAAUCAUAGUAAGCUGUCUAUUUGUAGAGCGCUUUCAGGCUCUCAUACAGAAAGUUUUACUAUUUUUGUUUGUGUUUUCUUUAUUAUUUUUUUUGUAAUGUUUUGCUGUUGAUGGUUUAAUAUACAAAAGUUACUAGCCUUUUCAUUUCUGUGGGACUACAUCAUAUUGUUUGGGGGGAAAUACAAUUUUUCAUUGCACAGAUCAUUGCAGCAUGUCCACAUUAUUAGUCAAAAUGCAACCCUUUUACAGGCACCUAUUUCACAAAGCUGCCUUACUGUUUCUGAUUAGAUUUGUAACCUUUUAUUUCUGUCACAAAAAACCGCUUGCAGGAGUAGAAAGGCUUCAACAACAGGGACCACUGGACUGCGUUUACAAUUUUUUAAAACUUUUUUCAAAAGGGGAAAAUUUCACACUAAGGGCCAUUAAAUAUAUGUUUCCCCCCAAAGCUUGGUAACUCCUGUUGAGGAAAUGUGACAAUGGUAGAACUAUUUAAAGCUGGAACUAAAUAAGCUAAGCAUAUUUUUGUUUUUAGAUUUACAUUCACUAAACACAAUGGAACAUUAAAGGCUGUUCAUACUUUUUAGAUAAAACCCACUGAUAAAAGUUUUGAAAACCAGGCCUGAUGUGCUUUUAAUGAGAUCAGGUUUAAAAUUAUUUUGGAAAACCACACUAAAUGCCUUGAAGCGGUCAUAUCCCUUUUUCAGUGACUAAAGAUAACUUUUUAAAGGCAGAAAACUAUAUUCAUCUGAUCUGAACAGUUUUGGUUUAAAAAACUGUUUCUGUUGUUUAUUAUUAUUUAUUACUUAGCUGACACCCUUAUCCAGGGCGACUUACAAUUGUUACAAGAUAUCACAUGAUUUUUACAUACAAUUACCCAUUAAUACAGUUAUUUUUUUUAUAUACUGGAGCAACCUAGGUAAAGUACCUUGCUCAAGGGUACAGCAGCAGUGUUCCCACCAGAGAUUGAACCCAUGACCCUCUGGUCAAGAGUCCAGAGCCCUAACCACUAUUCCACCCGACUGCCCAUAGCAGUUGGUUUGUUCUUAAUGCAUAAUACUACUGUUACUGCAUCAAGAUCAUAUGUGAUGGAGAUGUCUAGGUUUCAGGCAGUCCUGAAAGGGAUAUGUUUGUUUUUGUAAAGCAUGGUACCAACUCAUUUUAUGUAAUUGUAUGAUAACCAUGUGUAAAAAUGUAAACCAGAUGGGCUGAAAAUGCAACUUUAGAAACUUCUCACUUGCUUUGUUAUCUGUUGUCUUUGACUUUUUUACUUAAGUAUUUUCAAGUUUGAAUUAUUUUUUGUAUUCACUUUAAAUGUUACUUGGGUUUGGGAGAUGGGUUAGCACAUUUACCAGCUUGUAAAGGGCUUUAUAAAUCAUUGUAGCUCGGCAUUCCCUGACUUUCAAACAUGUAAACAAGAGGAUGAUAAACAUGGUUCUGGUAAUCCCAGCAUCUGGUGCUGGUGGAUCCUCGAAGGAGUUUUCCCAAUAAAAAGGCUAAAGGUACAUUUAAUAUGAUUUGAAAUCUGCAAUAGGUAAUAUUCCUGAAACAUGCUUGGAUCUCCCAAAAAAUGUUCAAACCACAAUGACAUUUGUCGCUGGAUACUUUUAUUGAAGUUUUAUAUUUUUUCUUUGGGGGGAGGGGGAGCAUGUAUAAAUAAACAUGGGCUAGAUUUAA
Messenger RNA from Acipenser ruthenus (sterlet), 5821 nucleotides. It is a transcript of the gene ca5a, whose product is annotated as carbonic anhydrase Va. Gene Ontology annotation, molecular function: carbonate dehydratase activity; zinc ion binding. Gene Ontology annotation, cellular component: mitochondrion; cytoplasm. The transcript has 7 exons. Bases 204 to 1127 code for a protein of 307 amino acids. The record is from RefSeq and is a predicted model, not a curated record. NCBI's taxonomy places the organism in Eukaryota, Metazoa, Chordata, Actinopteri, Acipenseriformes, Acipenseridae.